Fusarium venenatum is the source of this 1182-nucleotide messenger RNA. NCBI's taxonomy places the organism in Eukaryota, Fungi, Ascomycota, Sordariomycetes, Hypocreales, Nectriaceae. The record is from RefSeq and is a predicted model, not a curated record.
AUGUUAACAUCAGGCCUUUCGCUCGGUGAUGUGAGGGUUAUCACUGUCAUCCAGCAAGUUUGCUCAGUUUUGUCAAUCGUUGGAUGUUUGUUCAUUAUUGGUACCUUUUGUCUGUGCGAUGCUUUCCACAAACCCAUCAACCGUCUGGUCUUUUAUGCCUCGUUCGGGAAUAUCAUGGCAAGUGUUUGCUUCAUAAUGGCAGACUCCUUUGUCAGAGUACCCAAUGGAGCUGGGUGCCAGACACAAGCCUUUCUUCUACACACUUUUGUAGGCGCUGAUGCUAUGUGGACUUUGGCCAUGUCUGUCAACGUUUACCUUGCCUUCUACCACCGUUUCGAUGCGCAGCGCCUACGGAAGAUGGAAUGGCCAUACCUAAUCGCCUGCUACGGUAUACCAUUUCUACCAGCGUUUGUCUUUAUCUUCGUCAAAGAUGGGAGUGGAGUUCGCGUAUACGGUAGCGCUGUUCAAUGGUGUUGGAUCACACCCGAGUGGGAUCUCUUGCGCAUUGCGACAUUUUAUGCACCGAUUUGGGUCGUCAUCACAAUCACUUUAGGCAUCUACAUCAGAUCCGGUAGCACAAUUUAUCGCAAACGCCAGCAACUUCUGAAAGUGCAUGCAUCAGGCUCUGGCUCUGGCUCUGGCUCGGGAGGUCUCUCAUACAGCAACCAGAGCACAACGAAUUACAUGAAGACAACCGAAGUCACCGUCGUCCGCGAAUCGAUAAACGAACCAGAGGCAGUGCAGCUACAGAAUUUGGGCCACCAAGCUUCAAUCCGCGUCCACAAACCGACGAUUACUGGCAAUACUGCUCGUGCAAGUAUAGCAGUACAAUCUAAAACCCCUCGACCAUCCCUCCGACCGAGUAACGAUGUUUACAAAGCCGCAUGGGCCUACACCAAGGUCGCGAUGCUAUUCUUCGUUGUUAUCCUCAUUACAUGGAUUCCAUCAAGCGCCAACAGAAUGUACUCGCACAUUCACCCCGACAAAGUAAGCAAGCCUUUACAGUUCAUGAGCGCUACCGUACUUCCUCUGCAAGGGUUCUGGAAUGCUGUAAUUUAUGCUGUCACCAGUAAAGAUGCGUGUAAGGCUUUACUUGAGGAGAGGGGUAUUUGGGUAGAGAAGACACGAUUGAACGAACCGACCUGGGACGAUGAAGAAAGGGGCCAGAGAAGCGGCAACUAG